Molecule: messenger RNA, 6245 nt
Organism: Ixodes scapularis (black-legged tick)
Lineage: Eukaryota; Metazoa; Arthropoda; Arachnida; Ixodida; Ixodidae
Product: chaoptin
Exons: 4
Coding region: 256-3747 (1163 amino acids)
Molecular function (GO): protein binding
Source: RefSeq, a predicted model, not a curated record
CGAUUGCUGACCCUGUUAGCGGCCACGGCGGCCCUCUUCAAGCCAGCUUUCUCAGCCCAGCCAUGCCCCUUCAACCCUCUCUGCGUCUGCAGCCACGAGGUCGUUAGAGAUGUCGUCUGCGUCUCGGUGCCCUUCUCCACCUUCCCGGGCAACCUGGGCGACUGCGAGAAUGGACAGGUCACCCUUGCCCGGUCCGGGCUUGAAGUCCUCCAGAACGACUCCCUGGCAGGCACGCGGCUGUCCACAUUACGACUGAUGCACAACUCGCUGAGCAGAAUCUUCCCCUGCGCCUUCUGCGGAGUCGAAGACAACCUCGUGUCCCUCGACCUCAGUCACAACGUCUUGAGGGCACCGCCACUUCAUCAACUCAAGAGGCUACGUCACCUCCAGUGGCUCAACCUCCAAUCCAACCGCAUCGAAGACUUGAAGCGCGGCGAGUGGGAAGACCUCUCCAAGACGGUGUCUCUUCGGAGUCUCUUCCUAGGCGACAACCGGAUAAGAGUGGUGCGCGAUGGCAUCUUUGCCAACUUCACCGACCUCAUGACCCUGGAGUUGGACAAGAACCUCAUUAGCGACCUCACCGGGUCCCCGUUUCCGCCCAGUCUCACCCGGCUCAAUCUGGCCAACAACUUGCUGGACCAGGUGCCUCACCUCGCGUUCCGAGAGCUAAGGUCGUUGACGUCACUCUUCUUGGGCGGUAACUUGCUGAAGACGCUUCCAGCAACGUGGUUCCUUCCGGUCCGCCAGCUGGACACGCUGGACCUGAGCCGCAACUUGAUGGAAAAGCUUCCGGACAAGCUAUUCAACGGUUCCGUCCUAUUGAGGGACUUGCAUCUAGAAUUUAACUUUCUGACAGAACUUCCGGAAGGCCUGUUCCGCAGUGUGUCCGUGGAGCGGCUGUCGCUCGCCAAUAAUAGACUGUCUUCCAUCGCGGAGCACGCCUUCGGUGGACUCGAGUCCGUCCUGGUGGUGCUCGACCUCAGCUUCAACCUGUUCCGUCGUUUUCCGUCGGCGGUGAAGGCACUGACAUCGCUCUCCAUGUUCUACCUCCGUGGCAACUCCCUCAGCAGCCUCGAGCCGGCGGACAUCUCCAGCUUUCGGCGCUCCAUCGAAGUUCUCGAUCUUUCCGGGAAUAAGUUUGUGCGCGUUCCUCAAAGUGCCUUAAGAACUACCGAACGUCUCUCGAGACUCAGCUUGCAAGACAAUCGAAUACAGGUCCUCUAUCCGAACGACUUCAAGUCGUGGGGCCACAACCUCACGACCUUAAGCCUCGCGAACAACGGCAUCCGCAGCCUCUCCGAGGAAACUUUCGUCCACCUAACACAACUACGGGAGCUAAAACUUUCGUUCAAUAAUAUAUACUUCGUAGACUAUUACGUGUUCCUCCCGCUCCGAUCUAGCUUGGAAGUUCUGGAGUUGAGCUCGACGCUAGGACAGCGGUUUUUUCCGCUCGAACUUAUUCGACACAUGAAGAAGGUUCGGUGGCUACAACUGGAUCACAACCAAAUGUUGAACCUCACCGACUCCUACCUUCAAGGAUUGCCCUCCCUCAUUCACUUCGAUCUGGAGGGAAACAGAAUAGGACACAUAACUCCCGGUUUUUUCAAAGACAAGAUUCACCAGAAGCUGAACAGGAUCGUUCUGGCCCACAACGAGCUGGUUGCCGUGGAGACCGCAACCUUCAGGAAACUCUCGAGGCUUGCCAAUGUUGUUCUACUCGGAAACAGGAUCCGGAUGUUAAGAACUAGGUCAUUUGAAGGCUUGCCGAGACUUCACACCGUUGUUCUGUCCAGGAACAGGAUAGAGAUCAUCGAAAGUGAAGCAUUCUAUAACGUGCCGAGGCUUUCAAAUCUCCUCUUGCAGAACAACAACUUGACAGUGUUUAGCUUGGAUUGCUUGAAUAACUCCGGUGUCAGCAAUCUGUUCAUGAACCUUUCACAAAACGCCCUUACAACUCUUCGGGCGCCGGUUCCAAACUGGGAUCUAAAUGACACAAUGACGAAAUACGGUGUCCACACUUUAGACUUGAGUCACAACCAGCUAAGUGAAGUGGACGAACACUUCUUGGCCAGCAUGGGGGCAUCGCUAUUGAAUCUACACGUGUCGCACAACAAGCUAACGGAAGUUGACCAACUUCUGACUGACCUGAGCGCACUACAAACUUUCCACGCAAGCCAUAACUUCAUCACGAACAUCAGCUUGGGAGCCUUCCAGUUUACAACGGCUCUCCAGGUCAUCAGCCUCAACCACAACGAAAUCGACCAGAUCGACGCCUACGCUUUCGGUAACCUGACCAGGCUCCGAAUUCUGGACCUGAGUCAUAACUUCGUGUCUCUCCUGCCCUCCGAUGCCUUUGAAAGCACGGCCCUGGAACGCGUCAACCUGUCCUUCAACAACAUCACCCGAUGCCCAUCCGCGGCCUUGAUGCCUGUCAAGGGAUCUCUGCGUCUGCUGGACCUAACGGGAAACAAGAUCACUAGCGUCGCAUCCGGGGACUUCGAACCUUUCCACUCCCUCAUAGCCUUGAACUUGUCCAGAAAUCCGCUAGUCAUCAUUUCGGACGAUGGCUUCAGGGGACUUGGUCAGCUUAUGCACCUGGACCUUUCUCAGAGCCCCAUCUUCAGCAUCAACAAGGUGUCUCUGCAGACGCUGAAGACCCUGGAAAACCUCAAGUUGAAGAACUGUAGCCUCAGUAAGCUGCCUCCGCUACCUCUUAAGAGGCUGGUGUCCUUGGACGUUUCGGACAACUUCUUCUUCAACCUAUCCACUGAGUCGUUUUUCCACCUGAGGAACCUGCGGCACCUGGACUUGUCCGGUAACCUUCUGGAAGGCGUGCCUCAUCAUCUCUGGCAGUUUGUCCCGAUGGUGCAGUCGUUGGGCUUGUCCAGGAAUCCAGUUGGGUUUCUGACCACGGACAGUUUUGCGGGAGUACGGCUACUGCGAGAGCUGGAUAUUAGACAUCUUCAGCUCAAGUUCCUGGACCCCAGGUCCCUUCAGGGACUUCGGUCCCUGACCAUCCUCAAGACGACCACCUACUCGGGAGUGCGGUCCUUCCGGCUACAGGAGCUGGUGUCUCAGCUGGACUCUCUCCGCCGGGUCCUGAUCGAGGUCGAGGAGCCCGUCCUGUCCCACCAGCUCCAGUGGGCCUUCGGCGCCAAGGUGUCCGAGCUCACGCUCACCGGCCGCAAGCUCAGGGUCAUCUUCCCGGACGCACUCUUGGGACUGCACAGCACUCACGAGCUGGUGCUUCGGUUGACCGGCACCAGCAUCCGGCGGCUGCCGGCCGGGUUGCUCCGGUACCUGGCGGACGUGAGGUACCUCACGCUUGACCUCAGGGGCAACCUCCUGUCUUCCAUGGGUCCGGAGGUACUGAGGCCAGCUGGGGACGACGGCUCGGCUCUCUGGAAGGGCACGCAGCAUCUGGCUGGGGGAAUUCGUCUCGAGGACAAUCCGUGGGUCUGUGACUGCCGCCUCCUCUGGCUGAGUCAGUGGCUUCGACGUUGGCUGCGGGAGACCCUCCGAGUCCAGAUGCUGAAUUUCGAUGCCGCCAUUUACGUCCACAACCUGGCCAGGCAGAGCGAGUGCGCCUACCCCGGAAGCUCCCUCCGCAUACCCAUCAUCGACCUGCAAGAGGAAGACCUGCGGUGCACGUCCCAGGCUGUGACCAUUUCAUCCACGGUUACGUUGGUCACAAUGGGAACGCUGUCUUCUGUGGUCUUCAGGACUAUAAGCUCCAGGAGCCUCUAAGAGACAAAAGCUCCUGGUACGCUUAAUGAAGAGUAAGCAUACGAUAAUUGUUGCACGGUCACUCUUAUACAAUGUCUGGUGGCCUAAGGCUCCGGCUAUAAGCAGACGACAACCGUUGCACAGGCCAUCUCCUGCAACGUUUGGUGUUCUAAGGCUCCUGGUGUAAGCAGAUGAUAACUGUUGCAUUACUCCAAUGUCCAUGGCGUCCUAACUUUUUGUCAGCGACCGUAGCGACAUGUACAAAUUUGAUUGGUCUGUAGUAUUUCUAAAAGUACCUGAAACACGUUACAGCAGUACAUAUCUGAUGGUGCUGUUUGCACAUCAUCACCGGUGACCAUCGUAACCCGGCCGAAUUUCUUCUCUAUGCUCAAUGCCCUGGUGACGUUUUUGUCGGUGGGUUCGAGACUUGAAAAGUUAACAGACACUUGUAGCUGGGGACGUGGGGAUGGUCUUCGUUAUACUUUGGAUGUGGGAAAAUGAUACCUGGGUGGUUAUAGUGUCAUUCUUGUUUUUGCAGAUUUGAUGCGUCUAGAACUUACAAGCCACACAUAAGAUGACACUCCGUUAAUGGCACAUGUUUUCUCUGGCAACCGAGAAAAUGUGAAUACGAAGUGCAUAAAUACUAGAAAGAGCAAGCCAAGACGCAACCUAUUGUCAUGGCGAUGAAUUUAAAGUGGUAAUAGCUGUACAGACUUAUAUAAUAAUCGGAGUUGAUAUUUAUUUUCAAGGUUACUUUCUCCAGUUUGCCUUCAACCGUAACACUUUUUGUAUAUUUUCAAAGAAGUCGGGGAAGAACUCCUCCAUCUUCUUUUUUUCUGUCUGCCGAAUCUGCUAGAGAGUGAGUUAUGAAAAAAAACAAAAACAUUAGGUCUCUGUUUAAGUUCUUCUAAAAACGCCAGAAAAGCAAUAUAUAGCUUAAAUAUAUUGCUCUUGUAUAUUUAUUUAGCAAAAUAUUUACAUGCAAUAUACAUUUAGUAUGCUUCAAAUAUAUUUUCAAUAUAUGAACCAUAUGUUUAAUAUAAUUUUAAUGGACUUGGAACUUUGUUUUUGUUGGGUGCUGCAUGAAUCAACUAAGUCUGACCAGUGCGCUUCGCAUAUUUAAUAUAUAUCUAAACGUCCUAUUGUUAAACUGAAAACAUACUUUAAGUAUGCCUUCCAAGUUUUUUAUAAGAAUAUAAAAUUUUUAGAUUUUCUCAAGGGUCGAGAACCUUCAGUGCUGUAACCUUGCCCCACAAACAGAAAAUAAUUGCCUCAGGACGACGCUUAGUUCAUGGUUCCAACAUAAACAGAGUUAAGAAUACGCAGUGCAGAUAAUAUUGGGGUUAACUGACGACGAGAAAACGACAUCGACACUAUCCUAACUUUGUUUUGCGUAACAUGUGCAAAUAAGGGUAGUCCCACUAGAUAGUCAAUACGAUGACAUAGCUGAGAAAGAGUCAUAGGAAAUGACAAAACAUUUCCAAGGUAGUGCAGAAGCCUAGUGAAGACUGUGCAGACCUUAUCAAAUUAAACACUUGCAGGAACGGGCAAACACUAGCAGACACGCCAAAAGGUGGAGCCACUUAUUAGAACGCAUGUAAAACAAACAUGGUUGAAAUGUUAACAUACAGUAGUUUAGUAUUGAAAGACCAGCAGAGCAAGAUAUGAUGAUUUAUGACCGAAAAAACUUUUAGAUAUGCCGAAUCUUGAGCAAUCUGUAACACUCAUUAUUUCGUUGACUGCCCACAUACUACUUGCUCCAUUGUCACACAAAAGAAACAUAAGUGGUACUUUACGAGCGUGUUGGUAUAUGAUAGCAGUAUUUCUUGUUAUCAUCCUUCGAAUGAAAACAGCUGUUCACAUUCUAGUGAAGCCACCCAAGAGACAGCCCGGACCGAGAGCCAGAAAAAACUCUGCCAGUGAAGAUGAAACAGAUGAACAAAGGUGGCACUCAAUAAGGUUAAAAUAUAGCAAGAAAGACAAUAAAUGAUGUCGUGGAGGCUAAGCUUUAAUGUUCAUAUUGUUCAGAUGGAAUGCUGUAUAUACCUAUUUUCAGCUAACACGAUUCGUUGAGGGUACAUGGUACAAGGUAGGGGAUGUUUCCAUCCCCGCACGUGUAGUGAUAGCAUUUUCGAAACAUGACGAUUAAUCAUUCGAUGUUCACAAGAGGUGUGAAUGGUUGUUUCUGUGUGCUUACUUCGGCGAGUUGUGCGACUAUAUGGCAUGUCUGCGCCACGACCCAACUGCAAUGAACUUCCGACCCCUCCAUGACAUGUGAGAGACAGACAACGGAUGUGGUGGCCUUUCCAUGUGAAUUGGAUGCUAGUUUGCGCCAUCUGUCGACUGUGGACACAGUGAACAGAGUGUAGACUUCCCUCGCAGUCACUAGACGUUUCGGUAAAUGAUUAAAGCAAACUAAAUGUCAACAUUUCCUUUUCUUUCUUUUUCUACCUACAAGCCAUCGAAAAAGGUGACUGACCCAUACUGGUCACCUUGAAACUGAAGACGUGACAUGUGUG